AUGGAUGUUGCACCAGGUGAACGGGUCGAUCUCAUGAACAUACAGUCAUUCCCUCCAAACUGGGCAGUUGAGCCCAUAGUGCCCAUACCUUCAGUUGCUCCUGUUCCCCCACCUAUCCCCCCUCCUCAGCUUGCUGUUCCGGUUUUGGAGGCUCCUGUUCCGCCGACCGCACCCGUGCCUCCGCCUGAGGCGAGUGCCGCUCCUGCCUUUCCGAUAGUACCUAUAGGAGCCGAGCAUUUUCAGCAGUUGAUGCAGCUUAUUGCCACCGUAUUGCAGACCCGUCAGCCUGCUACUACUAAGGAGAUUCUGGGUUUGCCUCCACGUCGACAGGUGGAGUUCCAGAUUAAUUUGGUGCCUGGUACUGCGCCCAUCUCGAAUGCCCCCUAUCGGAUGGCACCGUUGGAUUUGAGGGAACUGCAGGAAUUCACUGGAGAAAUUCCAGCAAAUCUGAGUCACUAUUCCGAAUUCAAAGUCCAUCUUUAUAGGAAUCAGCUUGUAGGGAAAAUCCCAAUCGACCUUGGCUCUUUCUCAAAGCUCACCAAAUUGAACCUCGCUCACAAUACUCUUACCGGAAGCAUCCCACCUUCACUUGGAAACCUUUCAUCUCUCACAAUUCUUGGUCUCACAGAAAAUAGUCUGGAAGGCAGCAUCUCAGCCGUGCUUACCCGAUUGGUAAGCUUAGAGGCCCUUGGACUUUCUUUAAAUAAACUGUCACGUACUAUUCCGCCCCAGCUCUACAAUCUCUCCUCUAUUCAAAUUUUGGACGUGGGAGAGAACAGAUUGCAAGGAAAUUUUCCACCUAACUUAGGCCUCACUCUGCCUAAUCUCCAAGUACUUUACGUUGGAUCAAACCGAAUCACAGGACCCAUACCGGUUUCAUUAACAAAUGCUUCAGGACUCGCAAUGAUUGAGCUUUCUAAUUGUAGUUUUAGCGGAUCCGUGCCUAUGAAUUUUGGAAGCCUGAAGGAUCUCUCCCUUCUAUCUUUGUGGGAAAAUCAGCUUGGAAUCGGUAAAGCUUAUGGCUUCAGUUUUAUCGAAUCUUUGAUCAAUUGCAGUAGCUUACAAGAAUUAGAUGUAGGCAACAAUCAUCUCAAUGGUGUGUUGCCUGACUCCAUGGCUAAUCUUUCUACACAGUUGAGAAUACUGUGGUUAGGGCAUAACAUGAUAUUUGGAAGCAUCCCAUCUGCGAUUCAGAAUCUUGUCGGUUUAACAGUAUUGGAUAUAGGAAAUAGCUUCCUAACAGGUACUAUUCCUAUUGGUGUUGGGAUGCUUAACAAGAUCGGGGAACUUUACUUGAAUGGAAAUGAAUUAUCAGGGCACAUUCCGUCUUCCUUGGGCAACAUCACUGGAUUGUACGAACUUGAAUUAUUUCAAAACAAUCUAUCGGGAAGCAUACCUUCGACUCUUGGUAAAUGCAUAAACCUGCAAUUCCUAUACCUUGACAAUAAUAACUUAAGCAGUGACUUACCCAAACAACUUUUCCUCAUUUCCUCAUUGAUUCAAAUUUCUAUUGAAAAUAAUUCUCUUACGGGUUAUCUACCAGUGGUAGUCGGUUAUUUGAAAGCUCUUGGAAGAUUCAUUGCUUCUAAUAACAAAUUGUCAGGCGAAAUUCCAAGCUCCCUAGGCAAUUGUCUCAGCUUAGAGUAUCUCUGGUUGGAUGGGAACUUCUUUCAAGGAUCAAUUCCUCCAACAUUCAUCACUCUAAAAGGCAUUCAAUCCCUCGAUCUUUCACACAACAACUUGUCUGGGAAGAUUCUAGAAUACCUAGAGAAGCUUCUUGUUCUGCGGUAUCUAAAUCUGUCUUUCAAUAAUUUCGAGGGUGAAUUACCAAAACAAGGGGUCUUUGGAAACGCCAGUCAAGUUUCAGUGCUCGGAAAUAGUAAACUUUGUGGGGGUAUUCAUGAAUUGAAAUCAAGAAGGAAAUCUUUUUCUGUGCCUUCUGUUGGCGAUCCUUUCCUGAACUUGUCUUAUGCGGAGUUCUUUAAAGCAACAGAUGGCUUCUCUUCUGCCAAUUUGGUCGGCACCGGAAGCUUUGGCAGCGUAUAUAAAGGGAUUUUAGAUCGCGACGAAACUAUGGUAGCAGUGAAAGUCUUCAACCUUCAACAACAAGAAGCUCUGAAGAGCUUUAUGGCUGAAUGCGAAGCCUUGAGAAACAUUAGGCAUCGAAAUCUUGUUGAGAUCUUAACUUGUUGCUCAAGCAUUGACUUUAACGGCAAUGAUUUCAAAGCACUAGUUUACGAGUACAUGCCGAAUGGGAGUCUAGACAAGUGGUUGCAUAACGAUGAUCAGCUGAGGAGGAACUUGAAUUUUAUUCAAAGGCUAAAAAUAGCUAUUGAUGUGGCUUCUGCAUUGGAUUAUCUACAUAAUCAUUGCCAGACGUCAAUCAUUCAUCGUGAUUUAAAACCCAGCAACAUUCUUCUUCAUGAUGACAUGAUUGCCCGGGUGGGUGAUUUUGGGCUAGCGAGGUUCCUACCUGAGGUUUCUCAAGCUAGCACGUUUGGGAUGAAGGGAUCUAUUGGGUACAUUGCUCCGGAUAACAAGUAUGCAAUGGGUGGUAAAGCAUCUGCAAAAGGAGAUGUUUACAGCUAUGGGAUCCUUCUAUUGGAGAUGAUCACCGGAAAGGGGCCUACUGAUGACAUGUUUAAGGACAAUGUAAGCAUUCAUCAUUUUGCAAAGUUGGCUUUGCCCGAACGAGUAAUGGAGAUUGUUGAUCCACAACUACUCAUAGAAGAAGCUAAAGUUACUCAAGGCAGUGAAAAUCAUAUCAAUGCACGAAAUAUAAUGCAUGAUUGUUUGAUUUCGAUGGUCAAAAUCGAUGUCCUGUGCUCUAUGGAAUCUCCAAGAGAAUUGCAUGCAAUCAAGGACUUAUAUCUUGGAGUUGGGAUUCAUCGAGGCACAGGGAUUAGGUCGCAAAUAUUAGAUUAA
This is a messenger RNA of Magnolia sinica, 2925 nucleotides long. RefSeq names its product probable LRR receptor-like serine/threonine-protein kinase At3g47570. The transcript is spliced from 6 exons. Gene Ontology annotation, molecular function: protein kinase activity; ATP binding; protein binding. Gene Ontology annotation, biological process: protein phosphorylation. NCBI's taxonomy places the organism in Eukaryota, Viridiplantae, Streptophyta, Magnoliopsida, Magnoliales, Magnoliaceae. The coding region runs from base 1 to 2925 and encodes 974 amino acids. The record is from RefSeq and is a predicted model, not a curated record.